CAUGAGCUGUGGGCAAGUCAUUGCAUCUGAACAGAGAACCUGAGGCACAUUCCUAGAGACAGCUCCUCACCUGACAUAUAACAGGCUUUCCAGUUGAAAAGAAAGCAUUGUUUCUGCUGCCAUGAUAGCCAUACAAGGAACAGAACAGACUGCAUUGGAAGCUGGUUAUGGGGCACAGCAGAAUGGACAACCUUUAUAUUUGAAUUCGCACUCAUGGAAAAGAAUGACAGAGAAGUUCUUGAAGGGAGAACCCAAAAUCCUUGGGAUUGUGCAGAUUGUAAUUGCCACCAUGAACUUCAGCAUAGGAAUUAUGAUGAUAAUUGUCACUGUGCCGACUGGUGAAAUACCCCCUGUUUCAGUGUACAUAGGAUACCCAAUUUGGGGGUCAAUAAUGUUUAUUAUUUCAGGAUCAUUUUCAAUUGCAGCAGGAAGAAGAACUACAAAAGGUUUGGUUCGAAGCAGCCUAGGCUUGAACAUCACCAGCUCCGUGUUUGCCUUCUCAGGGAUCAUAAUCAGCUCACUGAGCCCAGGCAUUUAUUCUUUCCAUGUAUAUUACUGUACAUAUAGAAGUUCAUCAGAAGGCUGUCACAUGACCUUAUCCAUUUUAAUGGGGCUGGACAUUGUGGUAGUCAUUUUAAGUGUGCUGGAAUUCUGCAUAGGAAUAUCCCUCUCCGCCUUUGGAUGCAGGGUGAUGUGUUGCAACCCUGGCGGGGUCAUGAUAAUUAUGCCAUCAAAUCCUGCCAAGGCAGAGACAGCAUAUCCUGUAACACUUCAAAGUGGAUUGAUGCCACAAGAACACCGAGAGAAGAAUGAUCCAGAAAAUAUGCACUGAUUAUUUUUCAAGAACCACACAUGGGAAAACACAAGAAUCCAACUCUGAUGUCUGUGUAUGCAUGCAUGUGUGUG
Molecule: messenger RNA, 906 nt
Organism: Mus pahari (shrew mouse)
Lineage: Eukaryota; Metazoa; Chordata; Mammalia; Rodentia; Muridae
Product: membrane-spanning 4-domains subfamily A member 4A
Exons: 7
Coding region: 122-832 (236 amino acids)
Cellular component (GO): Golgi apparatus; membrane
Source: RefSeq, a predicted model, not a curated record